Messenger RNA from Spea bombifrons (plains spadefoot toad), 1062 nucleotides. It is a transcript of the gene DNAJC8, whose product is annotated as DnaJ heat shock protein family (Hsp40) member C8. Gene Ontology annotation, cellular component: nucleus. The coding region runs from base 28 to 783 and encodes 251 amino acids. The transcript is spliced from 9 exons. The record is from RefSeq and is a predicted model, not a curated record. Lineage: Eukaryota; Metazoa; Chordata; Amphibia; Anura; Pelobatidae.
GUACGUACGACGUCGCGCAGCGGAAAAAUGGCGGCUCCCAGCGCUGGUGGUUCUGCUGAUCCGGUGGAGGAAUCGUUCUCGACGUUUUACAGCGAGGUUAAGCAAAUUGAGAAGCGUGACUCGGUCUUUACUCCAAAGCAGCAGAUAGAAAGACUUCUCAGGCCUGGUUCAUCAUAUUUCAACUUAAACCCAUUUGAGGUUCUGCAAAUAGACCCUGAAGCUACAGAUGAGGAAAUCAAAAAGAGAUUUCGACAGCUAUCAAUCCUUGUCCAUCCAGAUAAAAAUCAAGAUGACCCAGACAGAGCCCAGAAAGCAUUUGAAGCUGUAGACAAGGCAUACAAACGUUUAUUGGACCCAGAGCAGAAGAAGAGGGCGCUAGAUGUAAUCCAGGCUGGACAGGAGUAUGUUGAACAUAUUGUCAAAGAAAAGAAGAAGCAGUUAAAAAAAGAAGGGAAGCCAUUAGUAGUUGAGGAAGAUGACCAAGAAGUGUUCAAACAGGCUGUGUACAAACAAACCAUGAAACUCUUUGCAGAGCUGGAAAUCAAACGGAAAGAGCGGGAGGCAAAAGAAAUGCAUGAAAGGAAAAGGCAGAGAGAAGAGGAAAUUGAAGCACAAGAGAAAGCGAAACGGGACAGAGAGUGGCAGAAAAACUUUGAGGAAAGUCGUGAUGGACGUGUAGACAGUUGGAGAAACUUUCAAGCCCACACGAAAGGGAAGAAAAAAGAAAAGAAGGCUCGGACCUUUUUAAAACCACCCAAAGUGAAGAUGGAGCAGAGAGAGUAACCCACCUUUCUGCAUAGAUAGAUAAACCCCCCACUGAGUUUUACAAACUGCAUAUAUGUUCUCUCUCCUUAAAUAUUUUUUUUUUGUGCUAGAGGGUGCUUGUCCCUUUGGCUGAGAAUUAAUCCUUCUCUCCUUAUGUACAGUGGCCACUAUUCAUUUUUUUUUUUUUUUUUUGCUCAGGAAAUGCUUGUAAUUUAACGUUUUGUACUUCGAUAGUUUGAUGUCUACCAAGAUGAUGUAUUAUAGAACCAAGACAUUAAAAGGACAUUUAAAGAAUGA